AUGGAGAUCUCCCUGGUGCCCCUGGAGAACGGCGGGGCCAUGACCGUCCGAGGAGGAGGUGAGGCCCGGGGGGGCUGCGGCCAAGUCACAGCGGGGGAGCUCCAGUGCCCCUCGACGGCUGCGCUCUGCGAUGGACCCAAAGCGCCGGCGCCCAGGGGGUGCGGCGCGCACAGGAGCGCGGAGCCGGGAGGGCGGCCUUCGCCACGGCUGCCCCCGGAGCAGCCGCAGCCGCAGCCUAGACAGGUUCCCACGGGGGACGAGGAGGGAGAAGGCGACCCCGCCCAGGGCGCGGCCGAGGACCCGGUGCCGAGCGCGGCGGCCCUUCACCACCAGCGCGUCCUCAUCAACAUCUCGGGGUUGCGCUUCGAGACGCAGCUGGGCACCCUGGCGCAGUUCCCCAACACCCUGCUGGGGGACCCCGCCAGGCGCCUGCGCUACUUCGACCCCCUGCGCAACGAGUACUUCUUCGACCGCAACCGGCCCAGCUUCGACGGCAUCCUUUACUACUACCAGUCGGGGGGCCGGCUGCGGAGGCCGGUCAACGUCUCUCUGGACGUGUUCGCCGACGAAAUCCGCUUCUACCAGCUGGGGGACGAGGCCAUGGAGCGCUUCCGCGAGGACGAGGGCUUCAUUAAAGAAGAGGAGAAACCCCUGCCCCGCAACCGGUUCCAGCGCCAGGUGUGGCUUAUCUUUGAAUAUCCGGAGAGCUCGGGGUCCGCGCGGGCCGUCGCCAUCGUCUCGGUCUUGGUCAUCCUCGUCUCCAUCAUCACCUUCUGCCUGGAGACCUUGCCCGAGUUCAAGGACGAACGGGAGCUGCUCCGCCAUCCCCCGGCGCCCCACCCGCCUUCGGGGCCGGCGCGGGGGGCCAAUGGCAGCGGGGGGGCCGGGGCGCCCUCCUCUGGCCCCACGGUGGCGCCUCUUCUGCCCAGGACCCUGGCCGACCCCUUCUUCAUUGUCGAGACGGCGUGCGUCAUCUGGUUCACCUUCGAGCUGCUGGUGCGCUUCCUGGCCUGCCCCAGCAAGGCCGACUUCUGCCGGAACAUCAUGAAUAUCAUCGACGUGGUGGCCAUCUUCCCCUACUUCAUCACCUUGGGCACCGAGCUGGCCGAGCCACAGUCCGGGGGCGGCCAGAACGGGCAGCAGGCCAUGUCCCUGGCCAUCCUCAGAGUCAUCCGCCUGGUCCGCGUGUUCCGCAUCUUCAAGCUGUCCCGCCACUCCAAGGGGCUGCAGAUCCUGGGCAAGACCCUGCAGGCCUCCAUGCGGGAGCUGGGCCUGCUCAUCUUCUUCCUCUUCAUCGGAGUCAUCCUCUUCUCCAGCGCCGUCUACUUCGCGGAGGUGGACCACCAGGACACCCACUUCUCCAGCAUCCCCGAUGCCUUCUGGUGGGCGGUGGUCACCAUGACCACGGUGGGCUAUGGGGACAUGAGGCCAGUCACCGUGGGGGGCAAGAUCGUGGGCUCCCUGUGCGCCAUCGCUGGGGUCCUCACCAUCGCCCUGCCGGUUCCGGUCAUCGUCUCCAACUUCAACUACUUCUACCACCGGGAGACGGACCACCGGGAGUCGGACCGCCGCGAGGAGCUGGCCGCCCUGAAGGAGGAGCAGGGCAGCCAGAGCCAGGGGACCGGGCUGGACGGCAGGGGCCAGCGGAAGGCCAGCUGGAACCAGGGGUCCCUCUGCAAGGGGUCCCUGGAGAAUGCUGAGGGGGCCCGCGGGGGCAGCUGCCCCCUGGAGAAGUGUAACCUCAAGGCCAAGAGCAAUGUGGACUUGCGGAGGUCCCUGUAUGCCCUCUGCCUGGACACCAGCCGGGAGACGGAUUUGUGA
This is a messenger RNA of Eptesicus fuscus (big brown bat), 1821 nucleotides long. RefSeq names its product potassium voltage-gated channel subfamily A member 5 (gene KCNA5). NCBI's taxonomy places the organism in Eukaryota, Metazoa, Chordata, Mammalia, Chiroptera, Vespertilionidae. Gene Ontology annotation, molecular function: protein binding; delayed rectifier potassium channel activity. The transcript has a single exon. Bases 1 to 1821 code for a protein of 606 amino acids. Gene Ontology annotation, biological process: potassium ion transmembrane transport; protein homooligomerization. The record is from RefSeq and is a predicted model, not a curated record. Gene Ontology annotation, cellular component: membrane; voltage-gated potassium channel complex.